CCCUCCUCCUCCUCUUUGGGAGUCUGCGUGAUCUCACAGUUUGUCCAAAGGCCCCCGAUCAACCCUAUUAAAGCUAGUUUGAGAAGGCUACCACCAGCACUAUGCCUAUGAUCCUGGGAUACUGGAAUGUCCGUGGUCUGACACAAUCCAUCCGCAUGCUCCUGGAAUACACAGACUCAAACUAUGAGGAGAAGAAAUACAAAAUGGGGGAUGCUCCUGAUUGUGACCAGAGCCAAUGGCUGAGUGACAAGUUCAAGCUGGGCCUGGACUUUCCCAAUCUGCCCUACUUAAUUGACGGGUCCCACAAGAUCACUCAGAGCAACGCCAUCCUGCGCUACAUUGCCCGCAAGCACAACCUGUGCGGGGAGACAGAGGAAGAGAGGAUUCGUGCCGACAUUGUGGAGAACCAGGUCAUGGACCACCGCAUGGAGCUCAUUAGGCUAUGUUACAACCCUGACUUUGAGAAGCAGAAGCCAGAGUUCUUGAAGACCAUCCCUGAGAAGAUGAAGCUCUAUUCGGAGUUUCUGGGCAAGCGGCCGUGGUGUGCAGGGGACAAGAUCACCUAUGUGGAUUUCCUCUUCUAUGAUAUUCUUGACCAGCACCGUAUAUUUGAGCCGCACUCCCUGGAUGCCUUCCCCAACCUGAACGACUACAUGGCCCGCUUUGAGGGCCUGAAAAAGAUAUCUGACUACAUGAAAAGCAGCCGCUUUAUCUACAAACCAUUCUAUGUAUCGCUGGCCUUUUGGAACCCAAAAUAGGACUGCAAAACCCAGACCUCUGGGAAUAUUCAUGACCACCCUGUUGGCUCUGCUCUUGGCCAAGGCAGUGUGUCCCCACCAAAUAUUGUUUCCUACUCCUUUCUACUCCUGAUUCCUCCAUUUUUUCUUAUAAGCCCUUCAGUCUCCUGCUCCUAUUCCUUUGCCCUGCCCUGCAUCCAGCCCUUCCUCCUUGCUGCUUGGAGGAAUGUUACCAGACCCUAGAAUCCCCAGAAAGGCCUGAGAGAUCAGAUCUUCCUGUGUGCUGGCCCUGGUCCUCAGAGUGAGCAACUGAGCCCUGUCUCAUCCCCAGUAAAGUUUGAAUAACA
This is a messenger RNA of Myodes glareolus (Bank vole), 1084 nucleotides long. Its product is annotated as glutathione S-transferase Mu 1-like. Lineage: Eukaryota; Metazoa; Chordata; Mammalia; Rodentia; Cricetidae. Gene Ontology annotation, biological process: glutathione metabolic process. The record is from RefSeq and is a predicted model, not a curated record. Gene Ontology annotation, molecular function: glutathione transferase activity.